AUGGAUGAUAUUAAAGGAGUGGAUCAACUCCACAGUAUGAAGGAAGAGCCGGAUUUGUUGCAGGAGUUUAUCACCACCAUAUCGUCUGCAGCUCAACAGGAAGAGGUGGCAUUUAACGAAAAGAAUGAUGGACGUUCCAUCGUAUCAGACCAGCUCGUCGCAAUUAGUCCCAAAGCCAUCGUUAUGAUUUCAACAGCAUCAAUUGAGAUGAACGGGGACAAUCAGAUGGUAUCCAUCUGUCGAACCGGUCCGGAUAGCGAACCAUCGAAUGUGACCUCUCGCCCUACUAGCCAUACCGACGACGAAGAACAGCAGCCGACCCAUAUUGAUUCUGUGACAUUGAAAUGUGAUUUAAAUGAUUACCUGAUUAACCUUAUUAACGUUAGAUGUAGUUUAGCAGAGUUGACGAGCGCCACUCGGCCAUCACCAAACGAUAUCAUGCCGGCAGGACGUUCGCCUACCGGUGGUACGUCAACUUACACAUACUUUGAUGAGCUGGUGCGCUGUGUCGAGCGUGAACACCGUCUGUUACUGAGCGGCUUAUCCUCCAAAAUGCCCCGAUUGCGGUUGUGUGGUGGUGGAGAAGAUUCCAUCAAUAAUGGCACUAGCGCUUGGGGUACACCGCCAGGCGCCACCAACGGUACGCUCAAUGCUUGGGGUGUGUUACCCAAUCAGCAGCAACAGCAGCAACCACAGCAGCCACUACAACAGCCAUUAGCACCGUCCGCUUGGGGAACCGUUAGCAAUAAUAGCAGCCCAGGCAGUAACAACAACAACAACAACAACAACACCGGCUCUGGCAUCAGUUCCAAUGCAGCAAAUGGUAACGGAAACGCGACGCGAGCUGGAGAUUCCAGCAAAUCCCAAUCGACUUCCGGACUAUCGAACGCCUGGAAUGCCACCGUAAAUCAUGGACGGCCGGGUGGUGGAGGGAAUGUAGCGGCGAACGUUGCAAACAACAACGGCAAUCAUCAUCAUCACGGCCAAAACAACAAUCAGCAGCUUCAGCAGCAGCAGGCAGCUAAUAUGGGCAAUAAUAAUGGACCGGCAGGGAAUGGGACCGCAACGAAGCAGCUCGAGGUGCUCAACACGAUGCGUGACGCACUGUUCGCUCAGGAUGGUUGGGGCUGUCAGCAUGUCAAUCAGGACACAAACUGGGAGGUACCGGGUUCACCGGAACCGCAGGGGGGUGGUGGUGCUUCCAGUGCGGGUUCUGGUGGUGCUGGUAAGCCGGACGGAGCAGGCAACGGCGGAGGGGCACACGGAACUGCCGGACCGAACGGAAGUUGGAAGGCACAAAACAUGAACAACGGGACCGAGCUUUGGGAAACAAAUUUGCGCAGCGGUGGUGGCCCGCACCUCCAACAGCAACAAGCUCAACAACAUCUGGCACAAGCAAAGACCACCACACCGUGGGUUCCAGCGAACAAUCUCGGCGGGACCUGGAUGGAAGAUGAUGAUGGUAGUGCUAGUGCUGGAGGUGGUGGUGGUGGUGUUGCUGGAAUACCGGAACCAUCCGCUAGUGUAUGGAAUGGCAGUGCGGCUGCAAUCGUUGCCGGUGCGGUGCCACUGGUCGGAACGGGUGCUGGUCCAACGGGUGCUGGGGCCUGGGGUGCUCUUAACAAUAGUAACGUUGUAACGGCUCCACAAGCUGCAACUGGGGUGACGACAACGGUUGGAGGGGGUGGUAUGUGGCCGCCAGGGACGGGUUCUAAUGCAUCCGCCAUUACAACGGCGGCCGCUGGCAUACCAACGACGGCGAACAACUCACAGCUGGCGGUCAUCACUGGUGUGAAGAAAGAUCUGAACGAGUGGGGAACCGGUGUUGGGCCAGUUGGGUCCAGUGCGGUGGUACAGCCGGGUGGUCCUAGUAUAAUUCCAGCUGGCAGCGGUGGUGGUAGCUGGGAUGGACGACAUCCGGGAGGAAACGGUGGCGCUGGAGGCACUGUCGUCGGUGCUGUAAACGGACAAUCGGCCGGUGGUUUCAACAUAAACGCAGAUUCGGUACUGCGUGGCGAUCCACGGGGCAUUUCCGGUCGGCUAAAUGGAGCUGCAGCAGCGGCGGCGGCUGGUGGUAGUAUGUGGGGUGUUGGAACCGUUUCGGAUCAGCGAACGGGAGCCGGACAGCAACAGUGGGGAAACGGGAAUGGUGGUGGAUCGAAUAAGCUUCCCCCGACUUCCAACUGGGAUGAUGGAAGACCGUCCUCGCUCGAUGAUGCGACCGGUGGAGUACUCUGGGGACAGGGUAACGUGGUUGGGUCCCUCUCCCGUCAAAAUUCGACCGGAUGGAAGGAUGUGGCAGAUGUAAUGAUGCGUCCCGGUGGAGGAGCUGGUGGUGGUGGUCCGAUGCAACGCAAUCCGGUGCAAGGUUCCGGACCGUUCGGACCUGUGCCCAUACCAUCCGGUGCGGCCGGGAGUGGUGGUGUACGAUCACUCGGCAAAGACGUUCGAGUGGAUUGGGGCAGACAGCAGAUGCAAGGCAUCGGACGCAACGGGUCCUGGGACGAUCAACCACCCGGUUGGGGUGACGAGAAAACGGGUGGCGCUCCGUGGAAUAUGGAUCUCGCAUCGAAUGCUGGUAUGGCUGGUGUCGGUGGUGCUGGUGGCGGAUGGAACAAAACGCCGACCACACCAAAGUCGGCCGGUCUUGGAUGGCCGGAUCCGGGUGAGCUGGGAGGAGGUGCCACAGAUUGGGGGCUUGAAGGUGGUGGACCGAAGCCUUCCGUCGGUGUUGGACCGAACAAAUCACCGUUGGAAUUUGUACGCGCGAGCAAAGAGUACCGACUACUGUGUGAGAUGGGCCACAAAAAGGAGGAGGUAGAGUUUGCCCUGCGCACGACCAACAUGAACAUUGACGAUGCAAUGGAAGUGUUGCGGCAUGGGGCUGCCGCGCUGGCGGCCAGCGGAUUAACCGGCGGAGGAUGGCGUCGCACACUGUCCGAGGAUCAUACGGGAGCCGCCGGGCUGGGGAUGGGUUUUGAUGGAGCGUACUCGGGACGAAUUGCGCCGCUCAAUCAUGCUACCAGUGGAUUGUCCUACUCACAGAACAAUCAAAAUAUGCUUCACAACAUCCCUGGUGGUGGUCCGGUGGGUGGCCUUGGUCUCGACAGUACCGGACCGACCAAUCUGGUGGCGCUCAACAAUCUGAAAUAUCUGUCGCAAGGCGGUGGCGCACCGGGCGUCGGUUCCGGUCAUCCAUCGUUCAAUCACAACACACUGCUACCCCCUGGUGGUCGGGGGCCGAACCAACAAGCUCAUCAACAGCAGCAGCAGCUGGCAGCGGCAGCAGCCAUCGCCGCAGCACCACCCACCAGCCAGCAGCUUCGUGUGCUAGUGCAACAAAUUCAGCUGGCCGUCCAGAACGGUUUCCUAAAUCAUCAGAUCCUCAACCAGGCGCUUGCACCGCAAACGUUUGUCCUGUUGAACCAGUUGCUCUCUCACAUUAAGCAAAUGCAACUGACGCAGAGCAAUCUGGCCCGAAGUGGUUCAACCAGCGGUGUUAGUGCCGUCCAGUUGUCGUUAGCCAUCAACAAGCAUAAAGCGCAAAUCACACAACUUCAGCAGCAAAUAGCUGCCCAGCAGAGCAUUUUUAUGAAGCAACAGCAGCAGCAACAAGGACAUCAGGGAUCGAUGGGUCCACCGCCACCACUAAUGCAAUCCAAUCCAAAUGCCGGCCUCGGACUGGAGUUUAUGCGCCAGCAGCAGCAACAGCAACAACAACAAGAUCUCAUGGCACUACAGAGCAACUUCGGCGAGAUGACGCUCGGCAAGGAAUCAAUCAUAACGUCCACCGGAAGCGUUUUCCCGCCAUCGGUCGUUCCGCUACAGCAACACGCCGUCGUUUCGGCAGCCCCUGGCAAUAAUGUGAUUGUCAGUGGUGGCAGCACUAGUCAGCAGUCUCGCUUAAAUCAGUGGAAGCUUCCAUCGCUCGACAAGGACCCGACCGCUAGCAAAGAUGAUCUCACCGAUUUUUCACGCGCUCCCGGCCCAUCGACGGCAAAGUCCGCGUUAACCACUACCACUACCAACACUAAUCUAAGCUCUCUAGGUCUCGUGCAAGAUGGAACCUGGACAACAACCGGUCGUACAAGCCUGGCAGAUGGCGGCUGGCCGGAGCAAACGGGUGAUACCGACAGCAAAGACUGGACAACCGCCAACAACACCUCUUCGCAGGAUAGUUCCGCUUUCACCGAUCUAGUACCUGAGUUUGAACCGGGAAAACCGUGGAAGGGAACACAGCUUAAGAUUGAAGACGAUCCUAGUAUUACGCCGGGUAGUGUGGCACGCUCACCACUCUCCAUUGCGACCGCCAAAGACUCGGAGCUGUUUAGCGGUGUUACCGAGAAGACGUCCCCCAUCGCAGCCGCCGACGCCGGCGGUUUGAAUCUAACAUCUUCCGCCUGGAGCUUCAACACCGCUUCGCUAACCUCGGCAGCCAGCGGCGGCAACAAACCGUUACCCGGUAAAUCCGUUUGGUCGGAUAGUUCAUCAUCCGGUAGUGGUGCGACUGUAACCAGCUCCGCUGCCGUUGACGUUUGGUGCACGCCGAUUGCGAAACCUUCCGCUACACGAGGCCCACCACCGGGAUUGGGUGGUGCGGCGGCUAACAAGAAUGGAAGCGUUGGACCUACGCAAGCUCAGCGGGGUGGAAAUGGUGGUGGUGGUGGUUGGGCCACUGGUGGUGGUGGUACAUCGUGGCUUUUGCUGAAAAAUCUUACUUCCCAGAUCGAUGCAUCGACACUACGCACGCUCUGCAUGCAGCACGGUCCGAUACUAAACUUCCACUCGUAUCCGGCCCAUGGGCUAGCCCUCUGCCGGUACGCAACCCGGGAGGAAGCGGUCAAAGCUCAACAGGCGCUCAAUAAUUGUACGUUAGGCACGAGCACGAUCGCUGCCGAAUGUCCGGGCAGUGAGUCGGAAGUGCAAACGUAUCUGCAACAGCUGGGCGGUACAACAACGACCAAUGUCAAUGCGGUCAGUAACAGUGCUGCGAGCCUAACGUCACCAUCAUGGCGACAGGAUCGUCCUCCGGGUAGCUCAGCGGGUGACGCAUGGGGCGCUGGAUGGGCGAUUGGUGGUGGUUCCGGUAGCAGUGGUACCGGCCAAACGGUAGCUAAUCUCUGGGCACCGCUCGAUGCCGGUGCAGACAACGGUACACCAACCAGCUUGAAUUCGUUCCUACCGGACAGUUUGCUUGGAUCGGAGCUGAACUAAUAAGCCGGAUGUCAGCUA
Anopheles maculipalpis is the source of this 5232-nucleotide messenger RNA. RefSeq names its product protein Gawky-like. The transcript is spliced from 7 exons. Gene Ontology annotation, molecular function: protein binding; RNA binding. Gene Ontology annotation, biological process: positive regulation of nuclear-transcribed mRNA poly(A) tail shortening; miRNA-mediated post-transcriptional gene silencing. NCBI's taxonomy places the organism in Eukaryota, Metazoa, Arthropoda, Insecta, Diptera, Culicidae. The record is from RefSeq and is a predicted model, not a curated record. The coding region runs from base 1 to 5214 and encodes 1737 amino acids. Gene Ontology annotation, cellular component: P-body; nucleoplasm.